Molecule: messenger RNA, 1244 nt
Organism: Hordeum vulgare subsp. vulgare (domesticated barley)
Lineage: Eukaryota; Viridiplantae; Streptophyta; Magnoliopsida; Poales; Poaceae
Product: BTB/POZ and MATH domain-containing protein 2-like
Exons: 1
Coding region: 32-1141 (369 amino acids)
Biological process (GO): protein ubiquitination
Molecular function (GO): protein binding
Source: RefSeq, a predicted model, not a curated record
UGUUGUCCACGUGCUUGUCAUCUCUAUCUACAUGGAUACGCUUGUCUUCCAUCUUGCUCCAAGAAUGGCGAAGCAUUGCAAGAUUUCUAUUGCCAUGGUAGCUGAUGAAUCUGUGCAUAGGUCAUAUGUGCGAUCAUACGUGCUCAAGGUAGAUGGAUACUCAAGAGCCAAGGCGCUACUCAAGAAUGGCGAGUACCUGACCUCUACAACUUUCAGCGUUGGAGGCCACGACUGGGCCAUGACCUAUUACCCAAACGGUAGCGCGGUUUGUCCUGAUUACAUAUCAAUUUUUCUACAUCUUCGAUCCGCCUGUGCCGAAGAUGUGAAGGCGAAUUUCACGUUGAGUCUACUUGACGAGAACCGAGAACCAGUGCUUUCAUACACCCGCAACCAAGGUACACAUACAUUCUCAAGGAAAGCUCCAAAUUGGGGCUACCAUAACCUAAUGAAGAAAGCUAAGCUGGAAAAAUCGGAGCAUCUCAGAGAUGAUUGUCUAACCAUCAGAUGCGAUGUCACCGUCAUGAAGGAGAUCCUCCACGAAGAAGAAACAAGGGCUUCUCCAGAUGACUUGCACCGACAUCUCGGUGAUCUCCUCGAGAGCAAAGAUGCGGCAGACCUAACAUUUCAAGUUGGCGGUGAGAUAUUCCCCGCUCAUAGGUGUGUCAUGGUUGCUCGAUCAUCUGUCUUCAAGGCGGAGCUCCUCGGCGCCAUGGAGGAGAGUUCUAGUAGUACUAUCAAAAUAUAUGACAUGGAACCUGACGUGUUCAAGGCCUUGCUCCAUUUCAUAUACACAGACAAAGUUUCUCCUGUGGUUGAUGUGGUGAUGGCCAGUCAUCUACUUGUAGCUGCUGAUAGGUACAACAUUGACAGGCUGAAGCAGAUUUGCGAGGAGAAAUUGUGUUGUCAUGUUGAUUCAAACAUGGUAGCAACCAGUUUGGCUAUAGCUGAGCAGCAUGGUUUUCAUCGUCUCAAAGAAGCUUGUUUGAGGUUUCUUGCUUCGCCUUCCAAUUUGGAGGCGAUGAUGGCAAGCGAAGGUUAUGAGCAUCUCAAGUCCAGCUGCCCGUCUGUUCUCAAGGAGCUCGUAGCUAGAAUACUCCCGGCUGAAUGGAACGCAGCAAAGGAUAUUAUCAUGUCAAUUUAGUGCUAUUCCGUUUGGUACUGUUACUAUCAUGUAUAUUGUCAUCCAAAAUUUCACUACUUAUAUAAUGAUUAUGCUACCUCUCCAUAUAUGCAUGGUUGCAUCA